AUGCAUGCAUUUAGGCCCUAUACAAGGAAGCGCAAAAGAUUCACCAACAGUCUGUCACCGGGGCGGCACAUCCCUGACCCUGCUCUGAGCGAGACACCCCAGCGCAGCGCUUCCCACGCCCCGGGCCCGACCGAGAGUCGAAUAGAAUCGCACAGCUUCUCUCUAGACCCUGCUCAAACGGCCAAUGCAAUAUCCACGGGGUCAUUGUCGUUGCCUGACAACGAUGGCACGCCCUUCAUCAAGGAAGAAAGCUACCGCGGGCGUAGUGAGUAUCUCGGCGGGAGCGUGCCGUUCAACGAGAAUAUGGUCAAGCCCGGUCGCGAAGCCACAUAUCCCGAGCAAAAGGUGUCGGACGCAGACCUACAAAUGCUUCAAGAGCAAGGCGCUUUUGAGCUGCCGCCAAUAUCGGUCCAGAAGGAACUGAUUGAUAGCUUUAACAAGUAUUGCGUUUCCUGGACCCCCAUUGUCGACCCGCGAUGGCUGGAUGAAAAUGCGCAACCACCCAUGCUACUUCUCCAGGCAAUUUUCCUGGCAGGCAGUCGAGUAUCAAAGACACCCUUGGAAUACGGGACCAGCGAAGUGUUCUACCGGCGAGCUAAGCUUUUAUUCUUUUUUGGCGGCACCAACAACCCCCUCAUAUCGAUUGUGGCAGCCUGUCUUUUGCAUUGGUACAAUCCAGUAGGACCCGAGAGUGUUUCUACCGACACAAGCGGCUUUUGGAUUCGCACCGCGGGUGCAAUGGCUUUCCAGAUCGGACUACAUAAAGAGCCACCCCCGAAUGCCAGAGACCGUGGGCUUCGACGUCGUUUAUGGUGGUCUUUAGUUAUUCGCGAUAAUAUCAUUUCCGUGGGAGUCGGGCGCCCACGGACCAUAAAUCUGCGUGACAGCGACGUGCUCCCGCCCUCGCUAGAUGAUUUCCCCGUCCGGGACUUUAAGGCCCAGCUUUUCUUAGCCUAUUGCACCAUCACUCGGCUUCUGGGUGAUACAGUUGAAUGUUACUUGCGCAAAGAGAUCUCUCGACAGCGGCAGGUCAAUUUGGAGAAUGCUGUGUAUCGAUGGGCCAAGCAAGCGAUCCCGAAGCUACGCUCGUCUGUCCUCACGCAAGAGGACGCAUUCACCUGCCAUUUCGAGUUCCAGCAACUACUAGUCAUCUAUUUCGUUGUGCUAAUCAUUCUUCACCGUUCACCCACCCCAAACAGCGUACCGCCGGCUGUAUCCAUCGUGGCGUCCUCGUUUAUCGCGGGCAUCUGGGAGGAGUUUCUUCUACGAGAUGAGCUCCGCUACUUGGGCCCUGUUUUUGCCUUCUAUGGUCUUUGUGCCGGGCUUCCGCUACUUUCAAGCUGUCGAUAUACGCACCUACAAAGCAUGGCUGAACAUGAAUUGACGGUAAUGAAGUUGUCGCUUCAGAAACUGUCCGAAAGGUGGCUCUCGGCGGUUGGUCCGUUGCGAGCUCUUAAUAAAUUGACCGAGGAAGUCCGCGCGCAAGGGCCGUUCGAAGGUCCAUCGCCUACUCUUGACCCUGACACGGCUUCGUUCUUUGAGGGAUUUGACAGCAAAAUGUGCAAACAAUGGCGCUUUAUUGGACAGUCCUCUGAACCACCUAAUGGCAACACAGCCAUCGCGGCCACUUGCUCGUUAGCAGACCUUCAAGAAGCCAGUGAUGCGCUUCACCCGUUCGACACGCGACCGGAAGAGCAGCUUACAGAGAAUUACGACCUUACGACACUCGAUGCCGACUUGGAUCCAUUUAGUAACAAUUGGGAAGGGGCUGGAUUUGACUGGAGUGGCUCCUGGCUUCUCAAUUUGUGA
Penicillium riverlandense is the source of this 1809-nucleotide messenger RNA. Its product is annotated as transcription factor domain-containing protein. Gene Ontology annotation, molecular function: zinc ion binding; DNA binding. Bases 1 to 1809 code for a protein of 602 amino acids. The record is from RefSeq and is a predicted model, not a curated record. The transcript has 2 exons. Gene Ontology annotation, biological process: DNA-templated transcription. NCBI's taxonomy places the organism in Eukaryota, Fungi, Ascomycota, Eurotiomycetes, Eurotiales, Aspergillaceae.